Messenger RNA from Carassius gibelio (silver crucian carp), 5314 nucleotides. RefSeq names its product E3 ubiquitin/ISG15 ligase TRIM25. The record is from RefSeq and is a predicted model, not a curated record. NCBI's taxonomy places the organism in Eukaryota, Metazoa, Chordata, Actinopteri, Cypriniformes, Cyprinidae. The transcript has 6 exons. Gene Ontology annotation, molecular function: protein binding; zinc ion binding. Bases 64 to 1752 code for a protein of 562 amino acids.
UCAAAACUUAACUGCUGUCGAUCUGUUGCGGAAGUCCCUCUACCUGUGAUUGUGUGCAGUAAAAUGGCAGAUUCCAGUGUUCCUUUGGCUCAGAAUCAGUUAAACUGUUCAAUCUGUCUAAAUCAACUGACUGAUCCAGUGGUCAUUCCCUGUGGACACAGUUACUGUAGGAGCUGUAUUACAGGCUGCUGGGAUCAGGAUGAUCAGAAGAGAGACUACAGCUGCCCUCAGUGCAGACAGACCUUCACUCCAAGACCUGUUUUAGGUGAAAACACCAUGCUGAUUAAAGUGGAGGAUAAUCUGAGGAAGAGAAAACUAGAAGCUGCUCAACUUGAUCAUUGUGAACUUGGAGAUGUGGAGUGUGAUGUCUGUACUGGGGAGAAAAAUAAAGCCAUCAAGUCCUGUCUGGUGUGUCUGAACUCUUACUGUCAAAACCAUUUUGAACGUCAUGAAGAAUUUCACCCAGGAAAGCGGCACAAAGUGACGAAUGCCACUAGAAGACUGCAGGAGAUGAUCUGCCCUCAACAUGAUAAACUGCUGGAGAUUUUCUGUCGUACUGACCAGCACUGUAUAUGCUAUUUGUGUAUGUUGGAUGAACACAAAAACCAUGACCAUGUAUCAGCUGCAGCAGAGAGGACUGAGAAACAGACACAGUUGGAAGAGAUGCAAAGAAAAUUCCAGAAGAGAAUCCAGGAGAGAGAAACGGAGCUUGAGGAGCUGAGAGAGUCUGUAGAGUCUUACAAGCGCUCUGCACAGACAGCAGUGGAGGACACUGAGAGGAUCUUUACUGAGCUGAUCCGCUCCAUUGAGAGAAGACGCUCUGAGGUGACACAGCUGAUCAGAGAUCAGGAAAAGACUGCAGUGAGUCGAGCUGAAGAACAACUGAAGCGACUGGAGCAAGAGAUUGAAGACCUGAGGAGGAGAGAUGCUGAGGUGGACAAGCUUUCACACACAGACCUUCACAUCCAUUUCCUCCAGAGUUUCCAGUCUCUCUCUGUCCCUCCUGGAUCUACAGACUCAUUCAACAUCACUUACAGUUCUCAUUGCACUUUUGAUGAUGUUGAAAAGUCUGUGUCUCAUCUAAGAGAAGAACUGGAUCAUUUCUGCAGAGAGAAAAUACAAAAGAUUCAUAAAAUAGCAAAAUAUAUUGAGAUUAUCCCCAUCCCUGAAUGCAAGACAAGGGACGAGUUUCUACAGUAUUUCUUCAAGUUCACAGUGGAUUCAAACACCGUUCAUAAAAACCUCCAUCUGUCUAAAGGGAACAGCGUAAUUAUUUACACUGACACAGACCAGCAGUAUCCCGAUCACCCUGACAGAUUUGAUACUCUGCAGCAAGUGUUGUGUGAAGAGAGUGUGUGUGGACGCUCUUACUGGGAGGUGGAGUGGAGUGGUGAGGUGGAAAUAUCAGUGUCGUACAAGAGCAUCAGCAGGAAAAUGCGGGGCGAUGAUGAUGAUUACAACCAUGAUGGUUAUGACAAGUCUGACUUUGGACUUAAUGAUCAGUCUUGGUGUUUGUUCUGCUCUGACUCCAGCUGCUCAUUCUGGCACAAUAACAAAGAGACUAAACUCCCUGAGGUCUCCAGAUCUUCUAGAAUAGGAGUGUAUGUGGAUCACGGUGCAGGAACUCUGUCCUUCUACAGCGUCUCUGACACAAUGACCCUCAUUCACAGAGUACAGGCCACAUUCACUCAACCUCUCUAUCCUGGGUUUGGGGUUUAUAGUGUAUCAGUUGUGCAACUGGUAUCAAAAUAGUCGAUACACACAGUAGAUUGUCAAAAUAAUAAUUCGGUCAACUGCUUUGAAGAAUUAGUUCACCCAAAAAUGAAUAUUAGCCCAUAAAUUACUUACCCUCAAGUCAUUCUAGGUGUAUAUGUAAAUAUGUAUACUUUCUUCUUUCAGACGAAUACAGUCGGAGUUAUAUAAUUUUUUUUAAUGCCACUCAACGUUUGUUGCAGUUCAUCAUACCAAAAGAAGUACAAAUAAAAAGCACCCAUCCUUAAUAAAAAGUGUCUCAGACAGCUCCAGGGGGUGAAUAAAGUUCUCCAGUAGCGAAGCAAUGUGUUUUUGUAAGAAAAAAAACCAUAUGUAAAAAAUAAUAAUCAAUUUAAUGUAGCUUGCACUCACUGUUGUACAUGGAAGCAGCUCCAGGUGGAUGACGUAUGGAGGUCGGGUUUGUGCAUGCACCGCUCAGAAGUGAUGAACAUGGAAGCGCAGGGGAGAGAUCAAAACAAAACAACGGUGACCAAUUAGAAGUACAAAAUGAAGAUUUGUAAAGAAUAAUGUUGGAGGAUUUCGAUAUAAGCCAAGAGAAGACUGGUUUUCCUUUGCUAAAGUAAGGAAACAUUGCUUCCUUUGCCCCUGUUAACAAACAGUUUUCAGGAGACUUACUGGCGCAUGUGCAAUGCCAACCUCAUACUUCAUCCUCCCAGAACUGUUGGUGCAAGCUAGAUUAAAGUGAUUAUUACAUUUUGAAAAUGGUUAUUUUUCUUACAAAAACACAUCAAUUCACUACAGAAGGUCUUUGUUCACUCCCUGGAGCCGUGUGAGACACUGUUUUUUAUGGAUGGGUGCUUUUUAUUUUACUUCUUUUGGACUGAUGCACUUUGACACCCGCUGAGUGGCAUUAAACAGCUUGAAAGAGCAAAGACAAUUUUUAAUAUAACUCCGACUAGAUUUGUUUGAAAGAAGAAAGUCAUAUACACCUAUGACUUGAAGGUAAGGAAUUUAUGAGCUAAUGUAAAUUUUUGAAAUUUUAAACUAGAGACCGACCGAUACAUCGAUUUGCCAAUAAUUUUCCCAAUAUUUCUGUAUUUUUACUAUAAUCGGAUAUCGGGUUUGUUAUAUUGGAUUCACCGAUAAAUGUCGCCAUCUUGUGAAUGUUUUGAGAAUUGCGCGCAGGAUCGCCAUUGCCAUUGAGGGCAGACGAGAAAAAAACAACGGCGUGCACUGGUAAAGCAUACUUUCCUUGCUGUAAUUAGUACACUUUUUUACUUUUUUAAUAUAACAGCCGUAAUGCAACAAAUUAGAUAUCUUACAUAAAUUUCUGAUAUGAAGGUUAGUUCAUGCAGCUUGACUCUCAGAAAUACGAACUCACGGAGUCACAUAGUAAUCCAUCAAGUCCUGUAAAUAAUAAGUCAUGUCACAAAAAUGUAACUUUGCAUGAAUUAAAUAAUACAGUUAUGAAUGAGUGCAUGUUGGAAAUAAAGCACUGGAUUUAAUUCUCUCUCAGUUAUCUGUAGAAGUCUUGUGAAGUGGCUUCCAAAUUGCUGUUCAUAUUGCUGUUUGGGUUGAUGCUCAGGAAAUGCUCCAGCAUGGCCACAGCAUGUAACAUUUAAUAUUUAACAGUAAAACAAAAUAUAAUUAAUCAAAUAUUUUAAUAAAAUAUCUCCUUUUGAAGUAAGCUUUGUUACUCUGCAGAUCUUUUUUAUACUCAAACAGCAACACUACAGACUAAAGUUGAAAAAGGGAAAAAGCAUAAUAAGACCCCUUUAAAACACCCUAAAUUAUAAUUUAUCAUAACCAUUAUUUUGCUAAUAAACAUCUUAAUACACUUUUAAUCAUUCGUAUAAAUACAGAAAUAAAUCAUUUAUUAUUUAUUAUCUCCGUGAUUGAACACAGUUUAGUUCAGUGUAAAUGCAGAUACAGGGCUUUGUCAGCAGGUAUUUCAGAACUAAUGACAAAAACAUUGUUAAUAAUUUUGAUAUAAUAUACCAGUUGAGAAAUAAAAUGUGAUGUUUUGUUUGAUAUAUUCCAAUAUCCACAGAAUAUUAAUUCGUUACUAAUUAACAUUAUCCAGCUAAUUAUUUUUCACUCUUUAGCUUAUUCAAUUGUUUAUAAACUGACUAAAACUGUACUUUAAAAUUAUUAAAUUCUGCCAAGUUGAUGUGACUCAUUAGACAUGCUACAUUUUUUUUUCUUUUUUAUUAACAAACAAGUCAAUUCAACAUCAUCAUUGUUAAUAUUAGUGUUGCUUCUGCUGCUUUUUAUAAAUAUGUUUUUAUUGUUUCUUUAUUUUGUAUUCAUGGAGGGUGUGAUUGUUAUAAAAAAAAUGGUUUGUUCAGUUCAGUGGUGUUUUAAUCAUUGUGUCAAAAACAGUAGCAGGAAAUAAAUAUCGGUUCUGCAUAUCGAUUAUCAGGCACAUAAACAUGCAAAUAACUGGUAUCAGUUAUAAAAAAGUCUGUAUCAGUUGAUAUUAUUGAUAGUAUUGAUAUAUGAAAUUAAUACUUCACUGAUGAAAAUGAUUUUGUGGCAAGUAAAUACUACAUGAAAACAAAUUUAAUUUCUAUGUACAUUAAAUAAUUUAGUUCAGAUAAGAAUAAAAAAAAGUAAAAACUAUAUUAGUACUUAAUUUAAGCUUGUAAAAAUUACAAUUUGAAUUUAUACUGUAAGUAUAUUUUACUUGGAAUUGUUUAUGUUUACGAGAAUUCUUCAAGAAAAAAAUCUAUGUUUUGAUCCUGUUAUUCCCAUCAUGCACUGGGUCAUGAAUUAAAAAUGCACUGUUUUCGGGUUGUAUUUACAAUGUUUUAUGGUUGUUUUUGAAGUUAGGUUCAGUAACUUACAAUUUUGUGACAUGUGGAGUUUAUUUUCUACUCAAACAAACAAUAUCCACUGAUUGUACCGUGAUUGCACUUGAAUAAAGUUAAAGGUGCAAUCUGCUGAUUGUCCUGCACGUGACCACAUAAAUCUGUCUCCUUACGAUGCACUUAGGGCUUUACGAUUACUCCAGAGCACUCGUAGAUCUACAAUGAUUUUCAAGAGCUUCUUAAGUUACGAAGCUUUUGGGAAAUGCAGCCCAGAGUGAUUAAAUACCCUCGUAAAGACCAGCCGUAUCCUGAUCAUCCAGACAUAUUUGAUCACUGGUCACAGGUGUUGUGUGUAGAGAGAGAGAGAGAGAGAGAGAGAGAGAGAGAGAGAGAGAGAGAGAGAGAGAGAGAGAGAGUGAGGACACUGUUACUUGGAAGAGGUUGAGUGGAGUUGUGAGAUGGGUAUAUCAGUGUCAUUUACAUUAAGAGCAUCAGCAGGAAGAGAAGGGGAAAGGAGUGUAGAUUUGGACGUAAUGAUCAGUGGUGUUUUUUUCUCCUCUGACUCCAGGUGCACAUUCUGGCACAAUAACGAAAGGACUACAUUCCUUGUAGUCUCCAGAUCUUCUAGAAUACGAGUAUAUGUGGAUCAUGGUUCAGGGACUUUAUCAUUCUAGUGUCCCUGACACAAUGACCCUCAUUCACAGAGUCCAGACCACAUUUUCUCAGCCUCUUUUGGGCUAGUUUAUAUUAUACAGAUGUUGUUGAUUUAUAUGUUUUUUUGUUCAACUGUG